AAUGAAUCACGGACGACGCAGGAAUGGAGGAGAGCCGCCCCAUAUGAACGAUGUUGUCCAGCCGUGACCCAUUCCACAUUUCGUUGCGCACGAUGAGCUACCACGAAAGUGCCUCGCCCAAGGACCCCGCAGUUGCCUUCCGCGCCACGACGCUCUCGAUCGUCGACCGGUUUGUCCAUCUCACGUUUAAGUCGUCGGGCGUGUGCUACCUCAUCGGCGGAUGGUUUUUCCUGAUUGGGUCCAUCUUGUUCUACCCGCGGUACUUUACCUUGUACGGCGAAGAUGGCCAAGGCCCAUUGAUCGGGGGCUGGUUGUUCCUCUUCGGUUGCAUCGGAUUCCUUGUCGGAAGUUUGAUUGAAGUCGUGAACGCCCGCACCGCGCACAUUGGCGCCGUCGACUGGCAACGCUACAUCCCGAUCACGACGGCCGUCAGCAACGUGAUCGGGUCAGUGUGCUUUGUGUACGGUGGGGUGUUUUUCUUGCCGACGUAUUACGCUGAAGACCCGGCCCUUGGCUGCUACCUCUUCGUUGCUGGUUGCGCAGUUUUUUCGUUCGCCAUCUUUGCCGACAUCCCGCGCAUGAUCCGUGCCAACCAGCCUGUUGUCGGGCUCUGGACGACCGUCGCCGUGUUCAACAUGGUCGGCAACACUCUGUUCAUUGUCGGGAGCUACUACUUUUUGCCCAAGUUCUUGUUCGUCGAAGGCGACACGGCCGUCGACAACUUGGUCUACAGCACCAACUACUUUGUCGUCGGGUCAAUUGCUUUCAUCAUUGCACCCAUCGCUCAAGUUCUCGCGACCCACAACGACUUUGUCGCGGACGUGCCCAUCGCCGCAGCGGAGGACAAGCCCGUGGCCAACGCCGCCUAAACUGGCACGGCACGUUAGAUAUCUAGGCCACCUAAGUUUAUAUUUGCUAAUCGAGCCCUGUACCAUCCUUCA
Aphanomyces invadans is the source of this 941-nucleotide messenger RNA. RefSeq lists its product as hypothetical. The record is from RefSeq and is a predicted model, not a curated record. The coding region runs from base 51 to 869 and encodes 272 amino acids. Lineage: Eukaryota; Oomycota; Saprolegniomycetes; Saprolegniales; Verrucalvaceae. The transcript has a single exon.